AAGUGGUGCGUAGACGAGGUAGGAUUAUAUGUGCAAUGCCGUAAUAGGAAGUUGUGAAAAAGCACGCUAAGCCCUAGCGUAACGGUGGCGCGUCGCGCUCUAACCUCCAUUCCAAGUAUCUAGAGACAUCAUAGUCUUCGCAUUGACAAUGUUGAGAGUGGCACAUCGCGGAAAAUGGCUAGACACUCCACUGUCCGCCCGGAGAACCUUUUGUGCGAAGCAGACGGGAGGAGUGCAGGCAGGGAAGGCCACAUCGCACAACUCGCUAGGGUGCCUUCUCAGAAGGGAGCAGACACCGUAGCCAGCAUCAAUGGCAAGCUUAAGCGGCCAUCGAACCCACGCUACCGCAAUCCGGUCCUCGCUCGACAGCGACCUUUAGGCGACAAGCAUCAAGCACGGCCAGAAAUAUACGACUUCGCGGACUCGCUCGAGGAGCGCCUUCCGCUACCGAGGAGGCAGCUAGAAGGGGCUACGAUCUCGCCCACUAAGCCGCAGAAGCGGGCGAUAGCACAGGCUGUCAACGCAAGGAUUCUGUCUGCUGACCAACGGGCGGUCGAUGCGCAGCUAAAUGGCUACUACGAUGCAGCAGAUGCAGGCGAUCAAGGCGCGCUUGACGAGGCUGAAUCGAUCGAGGAAGACCACUACCGGGAUUGCUUCCCGGACCGGACACAUCACACUGCGGAUCACGGCGAUGAGCAGCAAGCACUCGACACGCUUGAGGCGCAGAUCGCUGUUGCUAUCAGUGCAGAGGAGGAUGGCUCGGUGGAAGCUGAGAACGCGCGUGAUGGGCCGAGCACUGCCACAAGGAAAAGAGGCCGGCCAAGGAAAGACACUACAGCGCUACGACCGUCUGAUGCCAACAUUGCGAUUGGCGACUCUUCCUCAAAAGCAGAAACACGAGCCAGCGAACGGCAGCCUGUAGAGUCGCCAGUAACGAGAUCGAAGACCGAAGCGUCUAAGCGGGUAACUCGACAGACGAAGAAGAGGCAGAGCUCGACGCGAGCCACGAGGAUAGCUGAGGAGACCAGGGCGGAUAGGGAGCGAGCAGGGGCGGCGAAGGAACAGAAGAAGAAGCAAGCACAGAAUGUGCGAGUCACGAAAGACCAGGCGGAGUUGGCAGAAAUGAAUCGAGAGGCACCGGAGGGUGUCGAUGCGAGAAACGACGCCUACGCGACAUCAAAUGAUGGAGCGGAUGCUCAUGAAACGCAUCCAGACGAACUGUCUGCAAAGGCUCCAUCCGCGGGAGACGUGCCACGACUAGCACAGGUUCGGGGCAGCCAGCUGUUUCCUGGUGCCUCCGCCAACCCGUUUUCUGACAGCCCGGAGAAGCAGCAGGAAGCGUCGCGCAAGCGCAAGGCUGGGCUUGGAGGCGCGCAACCUUCGGCUAAUUUUUCCCGAAAGAGGCAGAGGGUUCACGAUCGGUUCGAUGCCGGAGAGGUGGAGGAAGAUCAAACUCAGACACAGCACGCAAAUCGCUUGUUUGGGCAGUGGCGGACUUUGCAAAAGGUCUACAGAGCUGUGGACAACAUCGGCAUACACUACACGGACGGCGAACCGACUUCAAGACGCAAAUUCAAAGUCGAGGAUAAUGAGGUGAAAGAGGUGCUCACGGCCUGCGAAGCUGUGCUUGAAACAGUCGCCAGCGGCGAGGAACCUGCGAGAGACCUGACCGAACUCGCUCAGCUUGUGGAUGCUCUGUAUCGGCCAAGCGAUGAGUCAGAGCCAGACUUUGCCAGCAGACUUAGAGCGAAAGAUAUCUAUGCGCACGUCUUUGGCAAGAUGGUUGAAGUCUUGAAGCAGCUUAUUUUGCGCUACAGAGACAUGGAUGAGGACAGCCUAAGCAUUGGCCAUCUGACCAUCGUGGCGCGCUUUGUGAAGGUCAUCAUUGAAUUAGGGACGGGCGCAAAAUUGUACACCCACCGUCCGGAGGGGCUUGCCAUCAUUGCGCCAUGCGAGCGAGGGAUCGUCAUCCCAUUACGAGAUGAAGUCUAUCCCGCCUUCGCACGAGUACUAAGAGACCAUCACCGUGCCGAGAAUCAUCGCUUGCAUCAGCAACGCCACGCCGAAGAACGAGCAUUGGACAUCCAGCGCGAAGUGCAAGAACAGCGCCAAAGAGAUUAUAUCCGCAGAGUCCAAGCACGAUGGAGUCGACUGCACACCGAACGGCGGUGGGCUGAGUGCAAAGGUCCGAUCCCCCCUGAAAAGUUCGAGCGACUGCGAACGCCCAGACUACAGCCGGAGGAAGAUUCAAACGGCGAGUCCUUUGAGCGCCUGCAAGUCUUCAUGCCGCGAGUCGGCCCUCCGCCCGCCUUGGUUGAACAAGCAAAGGCGCUGGUAUGGAGUGAGCAAGAGCUAGGCGCGCUGAGCGAAGGCUUGCGUCGCUUCCGGAACGAUGAAAAGUCUUGCAAGUUCACCAAGAUCAUUAGGGCGCACUGUGGCAGGGAAGGGGUGUUAAAUCGGUAUACUGUUACGGAAAUUGUCACGAUGGCUGCGCAGCUCAGAGACUAUCUGGUUGAAGAGAGGAUGAGGCUGCAGGGUGAGGUGGAUGAGUGGAUCUUGCAGAUUCCGGUCUGGACGAAAGGCCACCCGCUUGGGAAGGAGAAUUUGCAGGUUGGAGAUGACACAUAUGAAGCGCACGAUCAGCAUGUUGACGGUGAAGAUGAUGGGCUGUUUGUCGAGUCAUGAUUGUCACCUGGUUUUCACAAACACCAAGAGGCUUGUGCUGCGCCACGAAUAUAUUACCUACAUGUAAAUUGAACCACAUCCGCCGGACUGAAGGCCGAUCUGAGCUUACGCCACUUAAGUAAAGCUGGGGUAAACCGCCACAGUAUUCGCCAGCGUGUGGAUGGUGUCUCAGUCCUAGAUGCACUUGUCCAACGAUUCUGCUGGCCCCCUAAGGUAUAUUCAUGCUUGAU
Baudoinia panamericana UAMH 10762 is the source of this 2915-nucleotide messenger RNA. RefSeq lists its product as uncharacterized. The transcript has a single exon. The record is from RefSeq and is a predicted model, not a curated record. Bases 175 to 2685 code for a protein of 836 amino acids. Lineage: Eukaryota; Fungi; Ascomycota; Dothideomycetes; Mycosphaerellales; Teratosphaeriaceae.